Messenger RNA from Cucurbita moschata (crookneck pumpkin), 6500 nucleotides. RefSeq names its product AUGMIN subunit 8-like. Lineage: Eukaryota; Viridiplantae; Streptophyta; Magnoliopsida; Cucurbitales; Cucurbitaceae. Gene Ontology annotation, biological process: spindle assembly; centrosome cycle. Gene Ontology annotation, molecular function: microtubule binding. Gene Ontology annotation, cellular component: nuclear microtubule; centrosome; cytoplasm. The transcript is spliced from 8 exons. The record is from RefSeq and is a predicted model, not a curated record. The coding region runs from base 1494 to 6020 and encodes 1508 amino acids.
GAUUACGUUGUUUUUUAGUAAAGAGAUUCUGAAUGUUUUUGGAGUCGGACGAACUCUAUCUCUCCCUUUAGGUUAUCUCUGAGAUUCCUUUUAACUUUUCCUGCAGAGAGAUUGUCAUGAACAGUAGGAAACCAGACUUUCUCUACUCCAUCAAACACAAUCUGUUACCUUCAAAUUACAGACAUCCCCCACCUCUGAUUUAUCUCUGAGAAUUUCUUUCGAGAAAUUUUCCCGUAAACAGUUUCCAAUUUCGCUCUUCUUUUGUUGUAGUUCACGAUUCUAAAUCGAAUUCUGAAGAUUUUUCUCUUUAGAACUCUUCAAUUAAAUCCUACGUAACUAAUUUUUCUGCUUAGUUUUUAUCUUUCUCGGAUUUUGUUUGAAAAUUUUUGUAGAACUCAUGGGGAUGACAAUUUUUUGUACCUCGAAGUUCUGCCAUUAUAAUAGUAACACCAAGUUUUACUUCGUGCACACAAACAAAUUGUGUCGUUUAAUUUUAUCUGCUGAACAGUCUGUAAACUUGGACAUAAGAACAAAUAGAUAGGUUAGGAGUAAGAAUCAGAGAAGUUUUUUUGUGUUUGAGUGAUUUUUGAACCUAUUUUCUUAAGAUUUGCUUUUCCUAACUUUUUUUCAAGAUCAGAAUCAAGUGUAUAUUGAAAUUACCAUCUACAAAUCCAUGAUUACAAAAGGAAAAAAACAGUUUUAAGUUUUGUUAAAACUUUGAUCAUUUAUGAAGGUGAAGUUGUUAGAUAGAACCUUCUUUUUACCCAAUCGUACAUCAAGGCCGAAGAGAGAGGGAGAGAGAGAGAGAGAGAGAGAGAGAGAGAUUUUCUAUGUUUUGCCAGUUUUGAAGCUGCUGUCAUUUCUUGGUGAAAAAGAGUACAGAGAAAGAAGAUGAGUAGGCAGUAGGUUAAGUGUGAAACCUAUUUCCAUCCCAUCUGACCUUGGCCUUCCCGUGAAAAAACUCAUGGCCCGAAAUGUAUUUUAAAAGUCAUUUACAGUGCACUCCCUCUUAGGACGUAUCCUACAAUUCCACCACUUAAGAGACUAAAACCCACUUGCCCUGGUCUCCCUCAAGUCCCAAGGGGACCUCUACCCCAUAACCGCUAAGUGUGGUUUACGACCAAAAUCAACCUCCCACUGUAACUGCUUAUUCGUGUUGUGGCAGUUUUCGCUGUUUUCCGCUACCCAUUGUAUUAUAUCAAAUGUUCUGUAACGCGUUCCUGACCUCCUUGUUAUUGCUUGAUCUCGUUCGGUUUGGGGUUUUCUUGAAGGGAAAGCACCCAUUUGCGUUAUUUUGCUGUUAUUACCAGAUUUUUAUUCAGCUAGAUCUGGGGUGUGUAAAGAUCAGUGACAGAAAUGAUGCAGAGAACUUUCUCCCCUUUUUGCAGUUGGUAUUAUUCAGUUGAUUGCGGGAUGAGUGAAGAAAUCCAUGAUCGCCGGAUGUGUUCUGAUAUGAAGAUUUUCAUCGAUGUGGUCUGAUUUUGAUUGUGUGGAUGGAUAUAUUUGAAUCAGAUUCAAUAAGGAAUCAUUCAACAGGGGAAACCCCAAGGCUUCCACUGGGUCUGGCUGAGAGAAGCAAUGUACUCGCCACUCGUCGCUCUCGGACGAGGGAAGUUAGUUCUAGAUACAAGUCACCUAUUCCCUCAGCCCCUUCCUCACCUCGGCGCUGUCAGUCGCCGAACGCCUCCAGAACUUUGUCUGCUUCCUCCCAAUUGGAGCAGAAAAGAGCCCUGUCGGCUGAGAGGAAACGGCCUUCCACGCCAACUUCCCCGACGAGUCCAUCAACUUCGGACCAUGACUUAUCUUCUGAUUUGAGAUUGUCUUCAAGGAGAACAGCAGGCGGUCGAUCGGAAAGUUUAUGGCCUUCGACCAUGCGGAGUUUGAAUGUCUCUUUCCAGUCUGACAUAAUUUCUAUUCCUGUUAGUAAGAAGGAAAAACCAGUCCCUGCAUCUCCUUCUGAUCGGACGUUGAGGCCGUCGUCAAAUUUCGCUCACAAACUGGUUGAAACGCCAAUGGUUUCAAGGAAACCUACACCAGAGCGAAAGAGGAGUCCUCUUAAAGGAAAGAAUGUGCCUGACCAGCUGGAGAAUUCUAAGCCAAUUGAUGGCUUGCAUACCCGGCUUAUAGAUCAGAGGCGGGCGAGUAGAAUUGGUAGGAAGAUAUCAUUAAAUGCAUUGAGUCGAAGUGGGGAUCUUACCGAUAAAAUAAUUCGGAGCUCUCCUGGACCACUUCCUGGAAUUGGGUUACCUUCAUUGAGAAGAACUUCAUCUGAUUCUAUAAACAAACUCUUGCCAAGAUCUAAUAAUGAUUCUUCCAAGAUUCUUCCUCUUGAUGAUGGUCUUAGAAUGGAAGAUGGAACAAAUUCCGUUGACGAUUGUUCAUUGCAGGCACCAGGAAUUGGUAGGAAGAUAUCAUUAAAUGCAUUAAGUCGAAGUGGGGAUCAUACUGAUAAAAUAAUUCGGAGCUCUCCUAGACCACUUUCAGGAAUUGGGUUACCUUCAUUGAGAAGAACUUCAUCUGAUUCUAUAAACAAACUCUUGCCGAGAUCUAAUAAUGAUUCUUCCGGGAUUCUUCCACUUGAUGAUGGUCUUAGAAUGGAAGAGGGAACAAAUUCAGUUGACAAUGGUUCAUUGCGGACAUCAGGAAUUGGUAGGAAGAUAUCAUUAAAUGCAUUAAGUCGAAGCGUGGAUCAUACAGAUAAAAUAAUUCGGAGCUCUCCUGGACCACUUCCAUUGAGAAGAACUUCAUCUGAUUCUAUAAACAAACUCUUGCCGAGAUCUAAUAAUGAUUCUUCCGGGAUUCUUCCACUUGAUGAUGGUCUUAGAAUGGAAGAGGGAACAAAUUCAGUUGACAAUGGUUCAUUGCGGACAUCAGGAAUUGGUAGGAAGAUAUCAUUAAAUGCAUUAAGUCGAAGCGUGGAUCAUACAGAUAAAAUAAUUCGGAGCUCUCCUGGACCACUUCCAUUGAGAAGAACUUCAUCUGAUUCUAUAAACAAACUCUUGCCGAGAUCUAAUAAUGAUUCUUCCAGGAUUCUUCCACUUGAUGAUGGUAUUAGAAUGGAAGAUGGAACAAAUUCAGUCGGCGAUUGUUCAUUGCAGACAUCAAGAAUUGGUAAGAAGAUAUCAUUAAAUGCAUUAAGUCGAUGUGUGGAUCAUACUGAUAAAAUAAUUCGGAACUCUCCUGGACCACUUCCAGGAAUUGGGUCACCUUCAUUGAGAAGAACUUCAUCUGACUCUAUAAACAAACUCUUGCCGAGAUCUAAUAAUGAUUCUUCCAAGAUUCUUCCACUUGAGGAUGGUCUUAGAAUGGAAGAUGGAACAAAUUCAGUUGACGAUGGUUCAUUUCAUGAAUCAGGAAUUGGUAAGAAGAUAUCAUUAAAUACAUUAAGUCGAAGUGUGGAUCAUAGUGAUAAAAUAAUUCGGAGCUCCCUUGGACCACUUCCAGGAAUUGGGUUACCUUCAUUGAGAAGAACUUCAUCUGAUUCUAUCAACAAACUCUUGCCGAGAUCUAAUAAUGAUUCUUCCAGGAUUCUUCCACUUGAUGAUGGUCUUAGAAUGGAAGAUGGAACAAAUUCAGUUGACGAUUGUUCAUUGCAGGCAUCAGGAAUUGGUAGGAAGAUAUCAUUAAAUGCAUUAAGUCGAAGUGUGGAUCAUACUGAUAAAAUAAUUCGGAGCUCUCCUGGACCACUUCGCUUGAGAAGAACUUCAUCUGAUUCUAUAAACAAACUCUUGCCGAGAUCUAAUAAUGAUUCUUCCAGGAUUCUUCCACUUGAUGAUGGUCUUAGAAUGGAAGAUGGAACAAAUUCAGUUGACGAUUGUUCAUUGCAGGCAUCAGGAAUUGGUAGGAAGAUAUCAUUAAAUGCAUUAAGUCGAAGUGUGGAUCAUACUGAUAAAAUAAUUCGGAGCUCUCCUGGACCACUUCGCUUGAGAAGAACUUCAUCUGAUUCUAUAAACAAACUCUUGCCGAGAUCUAAUAAUGAUUCUUCCAGGAUUCUUCCACUUGAUGAUGGUCUUAGAAUGGAAGAUGGAACAAAUUCAGUUGACGAUUGUUCAUUGCAGGCAUUAGGAAUUGGUAGGAAGAUAUCAUUAAAUGCAUUAAGUCAAAGCAUGGAUCAUACCGAUAAAAUAAUUCAGAGCCUUCCUGAACCACUUCCAAGAAUUAGGUUACCUUCAUCGAGAAGAACUUCAUCUAAUCCAAUAAACAAACUCUUGCAGAGAUCUGAUAAUGAUUCUUCCCAGAUUCUUCCACUUGAUGAUGGUCUUAGAAUGGAAGAUGGAACAAAUUCAGUUGACGAUUGUUCAUUGCAGGCAUCUGGAAUUGGUAGGAAGAUAUCAUUAAAUGCAUCAAGUCGAAGCAUGGAUCAUACCGAUAAAAUAAUUCGGAGCUCUCUUGGACCAGUUCCAGGUAUUGGGUUACCUUCAUCGAGAAGAACUUCAUCUGAUUCAAUAAACAAACUCUUGCAGAGAUCUGAUAAUGAUUCUUCCAGGAUUCUUCCACUUGAUGAUGGUCUUAGAAUGGAAGAUGAAACAAAUUCAGUUGACGAUUGUUCAUUGCAGGCAUCAGGAAUUGGUAGGAAGAUAUCAUUAAAUGCAUUAAGUCGAAGUGUGGAUCUUACUGAUAAAAUAAUUCAGAGCUCUCUUGGACCACCUCUGGAAAUUGGAUUACCUUCCUUGAAAAGAACUUCAUCUGAUUCUAUAAACAAACUCUUGCAGAGAUCUGAUAAUGAUUCUUCCAAGAUUCUUCCACUUGAUGAUGAUCUUAGAAUGGAAGAUGAAACAAAUUCAGUUGAUGAUUGUUCAUUGCAGGCAUCAGGAAUUGGUAGGAAGAUAUCAUUAAAUGCAUUAAGUCAAAGUGUGGAUCUUACCGAUAAAAUAAUUCGGAGCUCUCCGAGACCACACCCAGGAAUUGGAUUACCUUCGUUGAGAAGUUUAUCUGAUUCUAUAAAUAAACUCUUGAUCUCUGAUAAUGAUUCUUCCAAGAUUAUUCCAAUUCAUGAUGCUCUUAGAAUGGAAGAUGAAACAAAUAUAGUUGACGAUUGUUCACUGCAGGCACCAGGAACUCCUAGGCUUGCUUCUAACGGCUUACCAGAUAGGUUAAAAUCAACACCAGCUGUCAGAUCUCAGUCUUUGACAUUACCUGGAUUGCGUCUACCUUCGCCCAUUAGAACGUCAGUGCCAUCAUCCUCUGUUUCUAGAGGAUCAAGUCCAGCCCGGCCAAGGCCAUCAACUCCUCCUCCUAGGGGUGUCAGUCCAUCUCGAAUCAGACCAACUAAUUCCAUUCAAUCCAAUAGUUCAACUUCGGUGCUCAGUUUCAUUGCAGAUUUUAAGGGUAAAAAGGGCGCUAAUCAUAUCGAAGAUUCUCACCAGCUGCGGCUAUUAUAUAAUAGAUAUAUGCAAUGGAGAUUUUCCAAUGCACGAGCAGAAGCUAUACAUGACAUGCAUAAAGUUGAUGCAGAGAGAACGCUAUGUAAUGUCUGGAAGGCUAUGAUACGUAUUUGGGAUUCAGUAACCAGAAAUAGAAUUGAUCUCCAUAUGCUGAAGCUAGAACUUAAGCUGAAUGAAAUCAUGAACGAUCAAAUGUCCUACCUUGAUGAAUGGGAUUCACUUGAGAGAGACCAUAUCAAUUCAUUGUCAGGUGUAUUGUUAGAUCUUAAAGCAAACACUCUCCGAGUUCCAUUAACUGCAGGGGCAACGGCAGAUGUUGAAUCAUUGAAAGGUGCAAUCGGCUCUGCUCUCAACGUGAUGCGAGUAAUGGCGUCCUCCAUAUGCUCUUUGCUUUCACAGGUGGAGAGAAUGAAUGGGUUGGCUUCGGAACUUGCGGCCGUAGCUUCACAAGAGAAAGCAAUGUUAGAUGAAUGUGAAUCAUUGCUGGCCUCAACAACAGCAAUGCAGGUAGAAGAGCAUAGUCUUAGGACACAUCUCAUUCAAAUGAAGCAAUCUUUGGAAAACACAACUCUCAAUCUUCUUCCCCAUAAGUAUAACUACCACACUACCUUCAUAACCCCUCGCCAACGAAGCUAACAGCAACAUAGUAACCUCCAAAAUGCCACUUGUAUUUGCUUCAUCCAUCUUAAAUGUAAAUUUGAUUAUUUAUUUAUUUAUUUAUUGAUUUAUAUAUAUAUACAUAUAUAUACAGCUGCAUAUAUAUUGGAAAGAACAUGCAGGUCAUUCCAAUAGCAGCCCCCAAUAGGAGUGUUGCAAUGCAAAUGAAAGUGAAGAUGGCAAUUAGUUCAUAUGUAUGAGGUUAGGACAUUUUCUUUUUGUCUCUCACCCCCCCUUAUUCUUUCGUGUUAUUUAGUUUCGAGUGGAAGUCUAGUCGUGUUAGAAUACUCGAAUAAGGUUUGUGAUAGUUCAGUCGAUAAAUGAAAAUCAUGAGAUGUAAAUGUAUGGUUGGUUUUCGCUACACAAAGUGAUGUUGUUGCUUAUUUAUUUGAUCUCAAUCAAUUGGAUGAUUUGUAACCAAAACAAGUCUAACACACCAAUGAAAGGUCAUUGUUCCCA